CCCCUCCCACCCCUAUCCCCCCGCCUUCGCUGAAGCAGAUGAAAACAAACACUGAUGAUGGCGGCGCCGGGAAGCUACCGGCUGCUGGGCUUCAGGCAGGAGUGAUAACUUGGCUAGUGAGGGAAUCCCUGUAGAGUGCCAGUCGACGUGAGUGCGACAACUCGCGCUAUCUUGGGGGCGAGACGCCGAGGCCUGCGAGCCAGGAGCCUGCUGAAGUGUGAGGUAUCUAUCUGCGAUCUGUGCUGUCACUGCAACCCCGGAGCGCGGAACCCUCAGGCAGAAGGCGCGGCUGGCCGGCCCCAGGCCCCGGCCUCCGUAAUGAAAGUCCCGAUCCGCUCUCUGGGCCCCAGCUUCGCAGAUUCCUAUAGGCAAUGGAAACUGAUCUCAAUUCCCAGGACAGAAAGGACCUGGACAAGUUUAUUAAAUUCUUUGCUCUUAAGACUGUCCAAGUGAUUGUCCAGGCUCGGCUUGGUGAAAAGAUUUGCACCCGUUCAUCUUCAUCCCCAACUGGUUCAGAUUGGUUCAACUUAGCAAUCAAAGACAUCCCAGAGGUUACACAUGAAGCAAAGAAGGCACUGGCAGGGCAGCUGCCAGCUGUUGGGAGGUCUAUGUGCGUGGAGAUCUCACUCAAGACUUCUGAGGGAGAUUCAAUGGAGCUUGAAAUAUGGUGUCUUGAAAUGAACGAAAAGUGUGAUAAAGAAAUCAAAGUGUCCUACACGGUGUACAACAGACUGUCAUUGCUGCUGAAAUCUCUCCUUGCUAUAACUAGGGUGACACCAGCCUACAGACUCUCCAGAAAACAAGGGCACGAAUAUGUCAUAUUAUACAGGAUAUAUUUUGGGGAAGUUCAGCUGAAUGGCUUAGGAGAAGGCUUCCAGACAGUUCGUGUUGGGACAGUAGGCACCCCUGUGGGCACCAUCACUCUUUCUUGUGCUUACAGAAUUAACUUGGCAUUCAUGUCUACCAGGCAAUUUGAGAGGACCCCACCUAUCAUGGGGAUUAUUAUUGAUCACUUUGUGGACCGUCCCUAUCCUAGCUCCUCUCCCAUGCACCCCUGCAAUUACAGAACUGCUGGUGAGGAUGCUGGAGUAACAUACCCAUCUGCAGAAGACUCCCAGGAAGUGUGCACCACUUCUUUUUCCACUUCCCCUCCAUCACAGUGUGUGUUUACUGUCACAAAGGCACAUUUUCAGACCCCUACUCCUGUGGUGACGGACACUCUGAGGGUCCCUAUGCCAGGACUGGCCUUUUCCCAUCAACUCUCAAGCUCUCGCCUUUCCUAUCAGCCUGCUGCCUUGGGCGUUGGAUCAGCUGACCUGGCUUAUCCAGUAGUGUUUGCUGCUGGCUUAAAUGCUACACACCCUCACCAGCUAAUGGUUCCUGGGAAGGAAGGUGGGGUACCCCUUGCUCCCAACCAGCCUGCCCACGGUGCCCAGGCUGACCAGGAGAGAUUGGCAACCUGCGCCCCUUCUGACGGGGCCCACUGUGCUGCCACACCUUCCAGCAGUGAGGAUACUGAAACCGUAUCAAACAGCAGUGAGGGACGGGCCUCCCCCCACGAUGUCUUGGAGACCAUGUUUGUUCGAAAAGUGGGGGCUUUUGUCAACAAACCCAUCAACCAGGUGACUCUGACGAGUUUGGACAUACCCUUUGCCAUGUUUGCUCCGAAGAAUUUGGAGCUGGAGGAUACUGAUCCUAUGGUGAAUCCUCCAGAUUCCCCAGAGAUAGCUUCUCCUCUGCAAGGCAGCCUGCACUCAGACGGCUCCAGUGUGGGCAGCAACGGCAAUGUGCAUGACGACUUUGUUAUGAUCGACUUUAAACCUGCUUUUUCUAAAGACGACAUUCUUCCAAUGGACUUGGGGACCUUCUAUCGUGAGUUUCAGAACCCUCCUCAGCUAAGCAGUCUCUCCAUAGAUAUUGGAGCACAGUCCAUGGCUGAAGACUUGGACUCAUUACCAGAGAAGCUGGCUGUGCAUGAGAAGAAUGUCCGAGAAUUCGAUGCCUUUGUAGAAACCCUGCAGUAAAAGUGUCCUGAGUACCAGCAACACCCCCCUUUUGUGGCCCCAGGGGACAGAGAGCCUCCCAUCCAUCAGCUGCUUCCAUCCCUCAUCCUAUUCCAAGCCAGGUGGAGGAGAGGAUGGUUUCCCCUGUGGGGACCCAAAAAUCCCUGCUCUUGGACCUCCUGGAAACUCCAUAGCAACAGUUAAGCCCAGUACAGCAGUCAAGCCCAAUACCAGCAUUGAGAGGACUCCCCUCUGGCCUUGAAGAUAGGAAGACCCUUUGUACAAAAGGACGCUCGGAAGGCUCAUCUGAGUGCCCUGCCCAUUGUCAGCUGAUUCACAAGGGUGUCAAUCCUGUUCCUCCUGCUGCCAGCCUCCAGUCUGGGCCUGCCCUGAAGCUGGCCUCUUGCCUGCCUGCUGUUACCAUCAACCAUUUGACAUUCCAGCUGGCAGCCCAGAAACUGGUACGGAGCCAGGAAGAGGAAGAAGACAGCAUUGGGAGGAAGGAGAGGGGGGUCUUUAGGCUCUUUGUUGUCUCUUUCACCUCCUGCUAGCUUCUUCCUCUCUCUCCCUCUCUCUGCCACCUGUGCCUGUACUUCUGGCAAUAUGACAGGCCUGUCCUCCCAGGAUAGUGAGAGCUCCAGAGCUAGCCAGCCCCAUCCCGAAGGUGGUGCAGCCCUUCCUAGAGGGUCUGAGCAGCCCUUGGCUGCCUGUGCUCUGCUCCUCAGUGACAUGGGAAAUAACAAACAAUCCUAUGUCCCUAGAAUUCUGUCACUGGGAGUCACAGCAAAGGUUCUUUUUCAUUUCCUUCCCCAUUGCUGCUCCUGGGUUAUAGAACACGGUAAAUAUUUAUUACUUUCAAAGAAAUCAGAUAUUUUAUAGAGAAAAUAUGUUCAAGGUUAGAUGUUUUCACUUGGGGAAGGUGGAGGGCCUCUUCCUGGGACAGAGGCUCUGCCUGUGGAGGUGCCUCAGAAUCCGGUUGCUGCUCUGAGGAAUAGGGCUGGCUAAGGGCAAAACAACCUUCCAGAAUUGCUACAUUCGAAUUGACUAAAGGCUUUACCUGGGACACUGACAUAUUCCUGGUGAGAGCCUUGGGUCUCUCACAGCUUCUGCAGAGUAACUGACUCCAUUCUGGCUGCCCAGGAAGUCUUGGGCGCUAAAUGUGAUAACCGUGCAUAGUGCCCAAGGGACUUUGUGUGUCUCCCUCCUGCUAGGGUACUUGUUCCUGAUCUUUGGGGCUAGACUGUGGAGCUUUUCCUCCUCCUGCCUAGGCCUAGCCACCACUUUCCUUUAGUCCCAGGGUCUGUAUACUGCCCUGGGGUUUACUAGCUGGGUUGGUGUCUUGAGAAACCAAAGCUGGGCAUGUGAUUGACUUAACCCUUCAGGUAUUGUUACUUGAAUAAGUCAAGUGCCUAGCUGCACCCGCCUGUCACUUGUCCUCUCCCAGUCUUGCUGGGAGCCCUGACUGAGGAGAGCUAGGCCUGCCCCUUGCCUCCUGGCCAACCUGGGGCACUCAUCAGUAGUAGCUGUGCACCUCCAUGCAGCAGGUGGCUCUCAAUUGCUUGUUACUAAACUGCAUGUGACACCGUUCCACCUAGGAGACCACUGAGGGCUGAGGCAGGCUCUGGUCGGGGCCUUGGGCUCAUGCAUGCUUCAGCUGCCACAAAAGAAAUGUUCCCAGCAGUAGUGGCCAACUCCUGUCUUUGAGGCAGAGCACUUGGGUGGCCUGCUAAACCAGAUAAGCCACAAAUCCCUGGCUCUGAGGAGGGGAAAGGCCCCUGACAAAUUACUGAUCCUCCCACCCCAGCUGCUGACCUCUUUACCAGUCCUUGCAUGGAAAGGCCUGUUGGCCGUUGGCUGCAGUUGUCCAAGGCAGUCCUCUUGGACUCCCUGUUGGCAUCUGCAGGCAGCAGCCUUUUACAGGGCCCCACUGUAAGAAAGCCAGGAAGCUUGGCCCUUUGAGCUGAACCUGGAAGAAACAAAGCAACUUAGAGGCUGGCCCUUGCCCCUCAUCUGUGUACCAUAAAAAGUAUGAGCCCUAGACUGACUCCUGCAGCACCCUGGGGACAGGCUGGGACCAGCCAUCUGUCUCCAGGUGGCAGAGUCCCUCCUCCUCCUCCAGCCUAUUUUGUUUGGAAAUACUGAGCUACACUUCAAGAUGUAUUAAAGAGAUUUCCAAUAAAAUCUUUUCUGUACUUUACA
Messenger RNA from Otolemur garnettii (small-eared galago), 4202 nucleotides. It is a transcript of the gene ATG13, whose product is annotated as autophagy related 13. The transcript is spliced from 18 exons. The record is from RefSeq and is a predicted model, not a curated record. Gene Ontology annotation, biological process: mitophagy; protein localization to phagophore assembly site; piecemeal microautophagy of the nucleus. The coding region runs from base 372 to 2024 and encodes 550 amino acids. Gene Ontology annotation, cellular component: cytosol; extrinsic component of membrane; Atg1/ULK1 kinase complex. Lineage: Eukaryota; Metazoa; Chordata; Mammalia; Primates; Galagidae.